AUGACCCCAACUGCCGACCUUUACGAUGCCCAUGAAGACAGUCUACAAGUGGCCACCCCUAUGUUUCAAAGCUAUGGAGCCAAAGACGCUUUUUUUGGGGAAAUAUUUACCAUCAAAUGCCAUGAAGACAAUUCACUGGUGGCCGAACAAGUAAAAGUUAAUGGCCAAGGCAAGGUAUUGGUGGUGGAUGGUGGCGGAUCGUUGCGUUGCGCACUAUUGGGCGAUAAUUUGGCCGAUUCGGCGGUAAAAAAUGGUUGGUCGGGGCUUAUCAUUUAUGGUUGCAUUCGCGAUAGCAAAGUAAUCAAUGGCUUUGAUUUGGGAGUAAAAGCGCUGAACACCAACCCCAAAAAAACCGUCAAACGCAAUACGGGCUUGCUCAAUGAACCCGUUCGAUUUGCCGAUGUAACAUUUACACCAGGUCAUUUUGUAUAUGCCGAUUCCGAUGGCAUCGUGGUUUCUCAAUUUGGCAUUGACCAA
Notodromas monacha is the source of this 477-nucleotide messenger RNA. The record is from the annotation of a GenBank genome assembly. NCBI's taxonomy places the organism in Eukaryota, Metazoa, Arthropoda, Ostracoda, Podocopida, Cyprididae.